CGGAAGCGGAAGUGCCGGCCUGGAGCCCGCGCUAGGUGGCUGUCCUAACAUUGCCCAGCCGCUGUCUGCACCAGCCAUGGACUGCUACACGGCGAACUGGAACCCGCUCGGGGACUCUGCCUUUUACCGGAAAUAUGAACUGUACAGCAUGGACUGGGACCUGAAAGAGGAACUCAGGGACUGCCUGGUGGCUGCUGCACCCUAUGGGGGCCCCAUUGCGCUGCUGAGGAACCCCUGGAGGAAGGAGAAAGCUGCCAGCGUGCGACCAGUACUUGAGAUUUACUCUGCUUCUGGUAUGCCUCUGGCCAGCCUACUGUGGAAGAGUGGACCUGUGGUGUCCCUGGGCUGGUCAGCUGAGGAGGAGUUGCUUUGUGUGCAGGAAGACGGUGCAGUGCUGGUUUAUGGGCUUCAUGGUGACUUCCGAAGACACUUCAGCAUGGGCAAUGAGGUGCUCCAGAACCGGGUCCUAGAUGCCCGGAUCUUUCACACUGAAUUUGGUUCUGGGGUGGCCAUCCUCACGGGGGCCCAUCGUUUUACCCUCAGUGCCAAUGUGGGCGAUCUCAAACUCCGCCGGAUGCCAGAGGUACCAGGUCUACAAAGUGCACCCUCAUGCUGGACCACACUCUGCCAGGACCGAGUAGCACACAUUCUCCUGGCUGUGGGGCCUGAUCUUUACCUCCUGGACCAUGCAACCUGCUCUGCAGUGACGCCUCCUGGCCUGGCCCCAGGAGUGAGCAGCUUCCUGCAGAUGGCUGUCUCCUUCACCUACCGACACCUGGCGCUCUUCACAGACACAGGCUAUAUCUGGAUGGGGACAGCAUCACUCAAGGAGAAGCUGUGUGAAUUCAACUGCAACAUUCGGGCACCCCCGAAGCAGAUGGUCUGGUGCAGUCGUCCUCGCAGCAAGGAAAGGGCUGUCGUGGUGGCCUGGGAGAGGCUGCUAAUGGUGGUGGGCGAUGCACCUGAGAGCAUUCAGUUUGUGCUUGAUGAGGAUUCCUACCUGGUACCUGAACUUGAUGGGGUCCGCAUCUUCUCCCGCAGCACCCAUGAGUUUCUACAUGAGGUUCCAGUGGCCAGUGAGGAGAUCUUCAAAAUUGCCUCGAUGGCCCCCGGAGCACUACUGUUGGAGGCCCAGAAGGAGUAUGAGAAAGAAAGCCAGAAAGCAGAUGAGUACCUACGAGAAAUCCAGGAGCUGGGACAGCUGACUCAGGCCGUGCAGCAAUGCAUUGAGGCUGCAGGACACGAACACCGACCAGACAUGCAGAAGAGUCUGCUCAGGGCGGCUUCGUUUGGGAAGUGUUUCCUUGACAGAUUUCCACCUGAUAGUUUCGUGCACAUGUGUCAGGACCUGCGUGUGCUCAAUGCUGUCCGGGACUACCACAUUGGGAUUCCUCUCACCUAUAGCCAAUAUAAGCAGCUCACCAUCCAGGUGCUCCUGGACAGGCUUGUAUUGCGGAGGCUAUAUCCCCUGGCCAUCCAGAUAUGUGAGUACCUGCGUCUUCCAGAAGUACAGGGCGUCAGCAGGAUCCUGGCCCACUGGGCCUGCUACAAGGUGCAGCAGAAAGAUGUAUCAGAUGAGGAUGUUGCACGGGCCAUUAAUCAGAAGCUGGGGGACACGCCUGGUGUCUCAUACUCUGACAUUGCUGCGCGGGCCUAUGGCUGUGGCCGCACAGAGCUGGCCAUCAAGCUGCUGGAAUAUGAGCCACGCUCAGGGGAGCAAGUGCCCCUUCUCCUAAAGAUGAAGAGGAGCAAACUAGCACUGAGCAAGGCCAUCGAGAGUGGGGACACUGACCUGGUGUUCACAGUAUUGCUGCACCUGAAGAACGAGCUGAACCGAGGAGACUUUUUCAUGACCCUCCGGAACCAGCCCAUGGCCCUGAGUUUAUAUCGACAGUUCUGUAAGCAUCAGGAGCUAGAGACGCUGAAGGACCUUUACAAUCAAGAUGACAAUCACCAGGAGCUGGGCAGCUUCCACAUUCAAGCCAGCUAUGCUACUGGAGAGCGUAUUGAGGGACGCGUAGCAGCUCUGCAGACAGCAGCUGACGCCUUUUACAAGGCCAAGAAUGAGUUUGCAGCCAAGGCUACAGAGGAUCAAAUGCGGCUCCUACGGCUACAGAGGCGCCUAGAAGAUGAGUUGGGGGGCCAGUUUCUAGACCUGUCUCUACAUGACACGGUCACCACCCUCAUCCUCAACGGCCAUAACAAACGUGCAGAACAACUGGCCCGUGAUUUCCGCAUCCCUGACAAGAGGCUUUGGUGGCUAAAGCUGACUGCCCUGGCAGAUUUGGAAGACUGGGAGGAACUGGAAAAGUUUUCUAAGAGCAAGAAAUCACCCAUAGGUUACCUGCCCUUUGUGGAAAUCUGCAUGAAACAACACAACAAAUAUGAGGCCAAGAAGUACGCUUCCCGAGUGGGUCCUGAGCAAAAGGUCAAGGCUUUGCUUCUCGUUGGGGAUGUGGCUCAGGCUGCAGAUGUGGCCAUCGAGCACCGGAAUGAGGCUGAGCUGAGCCUUGUAUUGUCCCACUGCACUGGAGCCACAGAUGGAGCCACAGCUGACAAGAUUCAACGAGCCAGAGCACAAGCCCAGAAGAAGUGAGGAGCACUCCCUUCAGGGGGUUCUUCCCCUAGACCCUGGACUUGGCAGAAGUACUUUAUCCAGCUCCUUCCCCAGAGCAAAGCUGAGGAAGGGGCCGGAGAGGAGGGGACUCUCAUUGUAAAUAAAGAUGGGACACUUUAGAAUGCUUGUCUUAUACAGUCCAGCCUAAGAAAAGCAAAUCUGAGGCAGAACCAUCUAGACAUUGCAGCAGAACUCCAUGCAUUUGAUGGUGUUAGCUCUGGAGGUAGGGUUUUACAAGAGGGCCCUGUCUAUCUCCAUAUAGUUAUCAAGGAAAGUUCUAUCAGGCUCACAGACCUGAGGAAGAUUAUGGGGAUAAAUUGCACAAAACUCAGCAAGAAUCACACUGAAAAACACUAUGUGCUUGUGCACACACUCAGGAGAACCAUGUUAAACAUCGUGCCAUUAUUAUUUCAUUUGUUUCUCAUGACAGUCUUGUGAGAUAGAUAACAUCACCCCUCUAACAUAAGAGGAAAUUGAGGACCAGAGAGGUUGCUAAUAGUAAAUGCGUAGCAAAACAAGGAUUUGAAACCCAGAUUGACUUCAAGCUGGAAUGGGAAUCAGGCCCUCUGUGAUCAGGGAACCCUGAGGACAGGCCACAGGAUCUAGGAGAGGCAUGUUGUGGGAGUUGAAGGAGAAGCCUUAGAGAGCCCUGCUUACUGAAUAGUGGUGGCAAUUCCUGAGUGGUGUCUGGGUUGAAGAGGAAAGGAAGCUAGAACAUCUCAAUUCUGCCUAAGAACCGUGAACUAGAGAUUCCUUGGCCUUACCUCACCCCCACCCAGGGGAGACCUCACCUCCAAUCAGUAGGGAGUCUUCUUGGCCCUCUGCUCUUUGUCUCCAGCCUUCAGUCUGUACUCUCAUGCACUGUGUCUCUUCCAUCCAUUACCCAGGGCAUACCAUUUUCUUUGUAUUGCCCUCUUUUGUUUAGCAGGAGGACAAAGGGGAAAGAAAACCAAAGAUCAGCUCUCAUUAGUGCUUCAAACCUUACCCCCCCCAAUACUACUAAGCAUAACCACACUUCAAAAAAGAGGGGGAGGGGCUGAGGCUGUGGCUCAGUGGUAGAGGGCUUGCCUAGCAUGUGUGAAGCACUGGGUUCGAUUCUCAGCACCACAUAUAUAAGUAAGUGAAUAAAAAUAAAGGUCUAUAUAUCUAAAAGAUAUUUUUUUAAAAAGAAGGGGAGACUUGGGACCUGGUAAGUUAUGUCCUUUUCUUUUUCCUCAUCUGAUUUGUAAAUGUAAGUUUGUGAAAAUCCUCCAAGGGGGUAUAGCUCAAAUUCUAAAAUAAUCAUUUAUUAUAUUCACUACUUAUAUGUGGUCAAGAAUUCAGAUAGUGGCUGGGUCUGUAGCUCUGUUAGAAUGCUCACCCAGCAUGUGCCAGCACUGGGGGGGAAAAAAAAAAAA
Molecule: messenger RNA, 4014 nt
Organism: Ictidomys tridecemlineatus (thirteen-lined ground squirrel)
Lineage: Eukaryota; Metazoa; Chordata; Mammalia; Rodentia; Sciuridae
Source: RefSeq, a predicted model, not a curated record